AUGAUCAUUCGUCUCCCGAACACGCUGCACAGCUGUCGCCGUUCCGCCGAGUUCACUCACCACUACAGUGUCGGUUUCUCAAGUCUCAACAACUUCGUGUCCGAACCUCAUCCAUACGACAUGAGCCAGGCAAAAGAAUUCGGGUGGCGCUUGCUUGCCGCUGAGACGAUUUUCCACUCGUACGACUCGUCUAUGUAUGGAACACCAAGUGUGAUCAGAUUUGAUGAACCUGUGAACAUUCGUGAAAUCAAUAUUCUUUCACCAUCUAUGUAUAUGCGCACUUCAAGCGGAGGAUUCCUUAUUGGAGGAACUGAUCCUAUAAAAUUUCCGGUUACAUUUCAUUGUAACAAUGUAGAUGAAGACACUGCUUCAGCAAAUGUGAAGUUGGGUGAGCUCAACUAUGAAGAAGAUGCAUCUAUGACAUUCAGGUGUGACAAUGAGAUAUGGACAAACAGAUUGAUUGUGUUUGCAAAAUAUUCAACAUUAACCAUUGUUGUAUAUGGGACAUCAAAGAAUUAUAAUGCUAAGGAACACUUGAAAAAUCUCUCACCUAUUCAACGUAUGGGUGCUAAGUAUGCAGAUGGCACAUAUGCAUUUGUUCCAAACUAUCCAAGUGAAUCCAAAUUAUAA
Messenger RNA from Macrosiphum euphorbiae (potato aphid), 630 nucleotides. Lineage: Eukaryota; Metazoa; Arthropoda; Insecta; Hemiptera; Aphididae. The record is from the annotation of a GenBank genome assembly.